AUGAAUGAGACAGAAGAGGAGGAGCAAGCCCUAGAAGGGAACCCUAAUAGGAAGAUCAGAGAGAGAACCUCUAGCAAGAAUAUCUGGAAGAGAGAGAAGCCUGAUGAAGGUGUUGGUGAAGAUGCGGGGGAAUAUGUAGAAGAUGGUGUUUAUGAAGGUGCAGAUAAAGAUGUGGGUGGUGUAGAUGGUGAAGGUGAAGGAAUAUAUGAAGGUGAAGAUGGUGAUAAUAAUUCAAGUGAGGGUGUUGAGGACACUGAGGGUGUUGAGCACACUGAGGGUGUUGAGCACACUGAGGGUGUUGAUCACACUGAGGGUGUUGAGCACACUGAGGGUGUUGAUCACACUGAGGGUGUUGAGCACACUGAGGGUGUUGAGCACACUGAGGGUGUUGAUCACACUGAGGGUGUUGAGCACACUGAGGGUGUUGAUCACACUGAGGGUGUUGAGCACACUGAGGGUGUUGAGCACACUGAGGGUGUUGAGCACACUGAGGGUGUUGAGCACACUGAGGGUGUUGAGCACAGUGAGGGUGUUGAGCACACUGAGGGUGUUGAGCACACUGAGGGUGUUGAGCACACUGAGGGUGUUGAGCACACUGAGGGUGUUGAGCACAGUGAGGGUGUUGAGCACACUGAGGGUGUUGAGCACACUGAGGGUGUUGAGCACACUGAGGGUGUUGAGCACACUGAGGGUGUUGAGCACACUGAGGGUGUUGAGCACAGUGAGGGUGUUGAUCACACUGAGGGUGUUGAGCACACUGAGGGUGUUGAGCACAGUGAGGGUGUUGAGCACACUGAGGGUGUUGAGCACACUGAGGGUGUUGAGCACACUGAGGGUGUUGAGCACACUGAGGGUGUUGAGCACAGUGAGGGUGUUGAGCACACUGAGGGUGUUGAGCACAGUGAGGGUGUUGAGCACACUGAGGGUGUUGAGCACACUGAGGGUGUUGAGCACACUGAGGGUGUUGAGCACAGUGAGGGUGUUGAGCACACUGAGGGUGUUGAGCACACUGAGGGUGUUGAGCACACUGAGGGUGUUGAGCACACUGAGGGUGUUGAGCACACUGAGGGUGUUGAGCACACUGAGGGUGUUGAGCACACUGAGGGUGUUGAGCACACUGAGGGUGUUGAGCACACUGAGGGUGUUGAGCACACUGAGGGUGUUGAGCACACUGAGGGUGUUGAGCACACUGAGGGUGUGUGA
Molecule: messenger RNA, 1203 nt
Organism: Procambarus clarkii (red swamp crayfish)
Lineage: Eukaryota; Metazoa; Arthropoda; Malacostraca; Decapoda; Cambaridae
Source: RefSeq, a predicted model, not a curated record